Molecule: messenger RNA, 2169 nt
Organism: Amphimedon queenslandica
Lineage: Eukaryota; Metazoa; Porifera; Demospongiae; Haplosclerida; Niphatidae
Exons: 2
Coding region: 191-2026 (611 amino acids)
Source: RefSeq, a predicted model, not a curated record
AAUGAUCACGAAUUCACGAUCACACCACCUCAUACUUGAACGGUGUCGUCAGUAAACAGAGCGAUCACAAGGCUGUCAGGAGGGUUAUAAGGCAGUUUCGACGUGGCAAGUUUAAGCUAAAUGUGCAUGAAGACUGCUGCAGUUGCUAUUUAAAGUCAUAAAGUUAAAUCUCGAGUUAGAUAUCUAACUAAUGGACCGCAAUUCUCCUCCCCUACCUACCAGAGAGUACAUUCUCUCGCUAUUGAAGGAUGUAGUUAUUGAGAUACAGUCAACUGACAAGCAACUAACUGAUCUGGUCAUUCCUCAAAAUAUCUAUGACCUAUGCAGACGCUUUGUUGAAGAAAAACUUUUUGAAUAUCGUUAUAAAAACCCUGAAGUAUUUGAGAUACUUCAACAAGACUCUAAGGAACUUAUCGCUAGUGAAGCAGAGGUCAAUAAAAUGAAGACUGGACUCAAAUCACUCCUACGAUAUCCACUGAAUCUCCUCGUGGCACCAAAUCGACCUGAACUGAAGAUCAUUAAAGCUAGCACAUCUUUCUUUAUGUUUCAGGUCAAGAGAAAUCUAAAAGAUGCUCGGGCCUUCCUUGGUUUGAUGGGAUACGAUCAAGCAAGAAAUGCCACCGACCUAUCACUUAACAAAUCAUUCUCCAUCGAUCGUGUGUACACCCUUGUACUGGAUAUUGUCAUCCUUCAUGAGGAACUUGAGAUUAUUUCGUUCCUAAUCUCUCAAUCAAUGGAAUAUGACAUCAAGUUUUAUCAUUAUUUCAUAGCCAGGUGCUAUGGUCCUUCAAACAGAUGGGACUGUCUGGACUACAUCAUGAAAGGAGAAGCAGCAAGACAAGCUUCUCAUCUUGAACAACCUCCUCAUCCUUCUAGUGGCUAUUCACUUACAACAACAGGUCGGGGUCAGGGCUAUACGGAACAUAGUACAGGUCAAAGUUAUCACAAUAAUGAUUACAGAGACUACAGAGAUGAAAGAUAUGAUAAUCCUGACUACAGGUACAGGCAUGAUGAUAGAGGACCUUCACAAGGUUAUUAUCGUGAAGAUGAGCAAAGGAGGCACUAUCCUUAUGGAAAUGAAUCAGAUCAAUAUCACCGAAAUCAAUAUGAAGGUUCACAGUACUAUUGCACUGAUUCAGCUGAUUCUGGUUAUCAUGGAGAACAAUAUAACAAUUCCUCUUCUAAUCACUAUGGAAAUGAAUCAAGUCAAUAUCACAGAUAUCAGUAUCAAGGUGAUCAGUAUUCUAGAGGUCAACGUUACUAUGAUGAUGAUCAGACAUGGUAUCAACAAAAAGAUCGAGAGCAGUCAAAAAAGAGAAGAGAAGUUGAGUGUGAUGGAGGUCUAACAAGUCAAAGUUAUAAUGAUACAACUAUAUGUACCAGCCCAAAUGACAGUAUCAUUGGAAUGCCCCCACCAAUGUUUAAUGCUAUGGAAAUGAAGAGGAGAUUUAAACCUUCAUCCUCAACUCCAAACAAAGAGGUGGCAUCUGAUGAUCAACAGCCUCAUUCAUUGAAUCACACCGUUUGCAAAAGUGACAGCUUUGACGAGCAAUGUGGCAUCAACUAUGGUCGCCGUUCCUCCAGCACCCCUAGUUUCAGAUCAGACUCUUCAUAUACUGAUAAGAUGUAUCGUCCGUUUGAUGAACAACUAGCUGUAUUCAGCCCUUCAGAAUCUGUGAGUUUUAGAAUUGCCGAAGAAACAGAAUCCGAAAGAAAUGAAGAUGAAAUAAGCUCAAGCAGUCCUCCACAUGUUAAUCAAGAUGGAGGAUCAAUCAAGCCUCGUAAAAACAAUCCUUCUUUAGCAGGAGCAGGUUCUACUGAUCCUCCACACACAUGGUACGGGACAAAUGCUGACAGAGAAUUAUUGCGACCAAUAUCGAAAGAUGAUUCAGUUCUUGUGAUGGCUGAAGGUCACAGAACAGGAUCAUAUAAUUGCUGGACUUGUACUUUCUGUUCAAAUGAAAAUUUCGGAGGAAAUAUAUGUGACGCGUGUAACCAAGAAAGGGCCAACCUUCAUAGUUACUAGUAAAAUUAAAAAUUAAUUAUCAUUAUAAAUAAUUGUAAUAAAGUUUUGGACUGAUAAAUAUUUAUUUGUUGUAAUUUUUUGAUUUGUUUAUUAAUUUUAAAUAAUAUUACUUCUAAAAAAUUCUCUAGAGAAUUGAGUAAUGC